Messenger RNA from Racocetra fulgida, 1245 nucleotides. Lineage: Eukaryota; Fungi; Glomeromycota; Glomeromycetes; Diversisporales; Gigasporaceae. The record is from the annotation of a GenBank genome assembly.
AACGAAAAAUCCUCUGAGGAAGUAAAUAAUUUUUGGAAAUCAUUCGAUAAAGAAUCUUAUAAUGACAUCCAGGACGAAAUUCAAGAUUUAGAGGAAAGAACGUAUUAUUCAAAUGAUCGAACUACACCACCAUGUGAAGAAAGUCAAGGUGAUCUCAUUGCACCACCACGAGAAGAACGUCAAGAUGAUCGCACUAUGCCAUUACGAGAAGAAAAUCAAGGUGAUCGCACUACACCAUUACGAGAAGAAAGUCAAGGUGAUCAUAUAGAAAGGAAAGUCUGUAAGCAGGGAAAGUCUGUAAGCAGGGAAGAGGAAAGAACCUAUUAUCUGGAUUCUUAUACCACACCCCCACCACAAGCGGGCUUGCUUAGUAGAUAUGUGUCAACACCAACGUGUUCUGUAUUAAUAGAAUCACCAGAAACACAUGCGCGAAUGGGUAAUAAUAUUUUUACAAACAAUUAUUAUGACAAUGAUCGGGUAAUAAUUGAUGAUGUAGAGAAUCUCUAUUUUCAAGAUGGUGAUCCAAUUAAUGAUUAUAAAUGCGAAUUAAAACUUAGAGAGGCUAUAAAAAAAUGUGAUAAGUCUCGUGAACAUGCCCAAGAUUGGCUUCUUAAAGAACUUUUAAAUGAUCAAAAAUUAAAAAAAAACCUUGGCUCUGUGAUUUUAAGAGGUUUAGAAACGUUACCUAAUGAUAAAAUUAAAAAUGAUCCUAGUGAAACAACUCUUGUCACUAAUUAUUUGGAUUAUAUCAUAAGAGGUAUAUUCCAUAAUCCGAAUAAGCAUAUUGUCCAAUGGCCGAACACGGCUCUGAAUGAGAGUAAGUUAAGAAAAUACAAGGGACGAGCUAAGCAACCAGAUUUCGUGAUCUCUAUAAUCCAUCAACUUCAAAUAGCCGCUACUAUCUUUGUAGGUGAGGUUAGCCCCCCAUCGCAAAAAAACAAUGUAUACAAAAAUUGCAGUGAUCUAAUUCGACUUGGCAUUUUUAUGAAAGACUGCAUGGAUUCCGCAAUCGACAAAGGUGCCGAUGGAACUUAUUUUAUGAUUCACAUUGCUCAAGUUUCGAUUCCCACGUCAAUUAAGGAAAUUUUACCUUUUGUUGAUGAAAUCGGAACUCUCUUGAAUAUAAAGGAGAUUUUUAUAAAAUCUGUUGAUACAUUAUAUAGUAAGCUUUGCAAUCCAAGCAUACCGUCGGAAAAAGCAAUUUAUAAACGCAACACUCUGGAAACUCCUAAAUUCAACAAAAUU